Molecule: messenger RNA, 462 nt
Organism: Lycium barbarum (goji berry)
Lineage: Eukaryota; Viridiplantae; Streptophyta; Magnoliopsida; Solanales; Solanaceae
Product: protein TAP1-like
Exons: 2
Coding region: 65-388 (107 amino acids)
Source: RefSeq, a predicted model, not a curated record
UCAAAUCUCUACAUAUAAGCAGCACCAAAAACAUAAACCGAGAACAAACAAGUUAGUAAAAAAUAUGGCUAAGAUGAUUGAGGCAAAUAUUGUUCCAUUUAUAAUAAUAGGGAUGCUAGUUUUGAUCUCUAAUUCACAAUUAGUAUAUUGUGGAUCAAUUGAUCCCAAAUGUUUUAUGAAAUGUGCUCAAUUAUGUUUCCAAAAUCCUGGUUGUUACAUGGCAUGUGCAAGACAAUGUGGGGGUUCUCUCAAUAAGAAUUCUUCACCAAUGCACUAUUGCAAUCUUGGUUGUUCAAUUCACAAGUGUGCAAGUUUAAUCAAAGAUGACAAACAAUGGCAAGGUUGCAUGAAGGAUUGUUCCGACAAUUAUUGCAAAAUUAGAGCUUAGAAGAUAAUCUUCAAAAUUUUGUUAUAUGAUAUUAAUUAAUUAAUGUUGUAAUUGAAAAGCUAAUCAUAUGCCAU